AUGGACGUAUAUGUCCAGAUCACGGGUCUAGACUCAGGGAAAACGCGCGGAGUCAAGGCGCUGCUCGAUAGCGGCUGCAGUACCUGUUGCAUCGAUACCGACUACGCACGGGCGGAGAAGUUGGAUAUUCAAGAGCUUCCACAACCCAUUGUGGCCCGUAACGCCGACAACACCGAGAACAUCAGCGGUCGGAUCACGCAUUACGUUGACCUAAGGAUGAGAAUCGGCCCUCACGUGGAGACACGCACGUUCCUUCUGACGUGUUUAGGGAAAGCUCGGAUCUUCAUUGGUCUUGAUUGGCUGACGGAACACAACCCCGAGGUGGAUUGGCAGGAGCAAACCAUGAGAUUCAGCCGAUGCCCAGAGCGGUGUCACAUGAGGGGUCACGAGGAACAUCAAGCAAUGAUCGACAUGGAUGCAAUCGACCUGGACACGGGCACGCCGGAUCUGGAAGAGGGAGAAUCGAUCCUGUUGGUCGAUUUUGGGAAGGAAGUGGAUCUGCGGCUGAAGGAAACGCCGGCGCAGAAAUUCGCAGAAGAAGCGGAAAAAGAGAAGGAGAGGAUGACCAAGGGGAAGAUUCCGGAUCAAUAUCGGGAAUUUGUCAAGGUAUUCGCCAAGGAAUCGUUCAACUCGCUACAACCAUUCAAAGUCACUCAAGGAGUACGCCAAGGCAACCCACUUUCAUGCUUACUUUUCAAUCUUGCCAUAGAACCACUGGCGGAAUCACUACGUCAAUCAAACCUAAAAGGAAUAAAAAUAAAAAGCAAGGUAGAAAGAUUAAUUGCAACCCUAUUUGCGGACGACACAAUAGUAUACCUCGAUGCAGUGAAAUGCUGA
Mycena citricolor is the source of this 837-nucleotide messenger RNA. The record is from the annotation of a GenBank genome assembly. Lineage: Eukaryota; Fungi; Basidiomycota; Agaricomycetes; Agaricales; Mycenaceae.